UAGUGAACCUUUGACACUCGUUUUAGCACAAGUAGGUGUCUUAAUUUCGUGCUCCAAAAUUUUAGCUAGCUUACAAUGCAAAAUUCACCAUUCUAAAGAUUUGCUUGACUGGAUAAGUUUGAGAGGUUAUAAGAUUCGAAAACAUCAUAAAAUAGAUUUAUUGCAAAAACAUACUACUGAUAAACCCCCGAAUUCGAUAUGCAUG
Messenger RNA from Racocetra persica, 205 nucleotides. NCBI's taxonomy places the organism in Eukaryota, Fungi, Glomeromycota, Glomeromycetes, Diversisporales, Gigasporaceae. The record is from the annotation of a GenBank genome assembly.